GAGCGGCGCCGGGGCUGAGCCGGGCGCGCACGGGCCGCCGCAUGUGCGGCGCGGGGAGCGGCUGCGGAGCGCGCGGAGAGCGAGCGCCAGAGGGCCCGUCGGAGCGGCCGCCGGAGCAGCGCCGGAGAUGGGAGAACAGCCUAUCUUCACCACGCGGGCGCACGUCUUCCAGAUCGACCCCAGCACCAAGAAGAACUGGGUGCCUGCAAGCAAGCAGGCGGUCACCGUUUCCUACUUCUACGAUGUCACCAGGAACAGCUAUCGCAUCAUCAGCGUGGAUGGAGCCAAGGUGAUUAUAAACAGCACCAUCACACCCAACAUGACCUUCACCAAGACGUCGCAGAAGUUUGGGCAGUGGGCGGACAGCAGAGCCAACACGGUGUUCGGCCUGGGGUUCUCCUCGGAGCAGCAGCUGACAAAGUUUGCAGAGAAAUUCCAGGAGGUCAAAGAAGCCGCCAGACUAGCCAGAGACAAGUCCCAGGAGAAAACGGAGACUUCGAGCAAUCAUUCCCAAGAAUCUGGGUGUGAAAGCCCGUCUUCUACUCAGGCAUCCAGCGUCAACGGGACGGACGAUGAAAAGGCCUCUCACGUGGGUCCUGCUGACACGCACCUGAAGUCUGAGAACGACAAGCUGAAGAUUGCUUUGACGCAGAGCGCCGCCAACGUGAAGAAGUGGGAGGUGGAGCUGCAGACCCUGCGGGAGAGUAACGCCCGGCUGACGGCGGCGCUUCAGGAGUCGGCCGCCAGCGUGGAGCAGUGGAAGCGCCAGUUCUCCCUGUGCCGCGAGGAGAACGAUCGGCUCCGGAACAAGAUUGACGAGCUGGAAGAGCAGUGCAGCGAGAUAAACAGAGAGAAGGAGAGGAACACACAGCUGAAGCAGAGGAUCGAGGAGCUGGAGUCCGAAGUGCGGGAGAAGGAGACAGAGUUGAAUGACCUCCGCAAACAAAGUGAAAUCAUACCUCAGCUCAUGUCAGAGUGCGAAUACGUCUCUGAGAAGUUAGAGGCGGCAGAGAGAGACAAUCAGAACCUGGAGGGCAAGGUGCGGUCCCUCAAGACGGACAUUGAGGAGAGUAAGUACCGCCAGCGCCACCUGAAGGUGGAGCUCAAGAGCUUCCUGGAGGUGCUGGACGCGAAGAUCGACGGCCUGCACGACUUCCGCCGCGGCCUCUCCAAGCUGGGGACCGACAGCUAGGGGCCGUGGGCCGAGGGCUGGGGCGUCCUCUCGUGUGCGUCGCUCUGUUAGUGCAGGUGUGGUUUGUUGCGCCUCCACACCCGUGGUGCCGUCCACUCUCCCCUCCGGAACACACGCCUCCUCUCGCCUCCCUGACCUCGCGAGGCUGCGGACAUCUGGAAGGUUCUGACUCAGGAAUCCCGCGCUAGGUCUCCCUUAAACGUUUACGUAGUCAGGGCAGGGAUGUUUGUAUCUUUCUUAAGGGCUGUUGCGACCAUACCAACUGAGCAAAGGAUUUUCUAUUACAAAUAGGAACACGCUUUCCACCUCCUUUUUUUGGAAGAACGUUCAGAGCAUUUGAACGUCCACCAGGCACCCGUGCGCGGGGCAUGGGGGUAAUGCCUUCCCUCUCGGUAAGAAUCAAGAUGCUUUAAAGCAGCCGCUUAGUAGAGACUUGUCGAGAGAGCAAACAAGUCUGGGGUGGGCUCACAGGCACUGCCUGCACCCACUCUGCCCCCCUUCCACCCACCCCCAGUUCGUAGGGUUGCGACAGUGUUCCUUUCCUGGGUUUUAACUUCUGAGCAGAUGACUGUGCUGUGGGGACAGCGUGCAGUGAGGGCGCCUAGCACAGUGCCUGGCACAAAGGUGCUUAAUAAAUAUUUGUUUAACUAAACAGAUAAACAGAACUUAGUGUUUUAAUCGACACCCCCCCCCUUCCCAGCCUCCUGCCAGCAGGGUCCAUUAGAUCCUGUUGAACAAUCCUUCCUUUUGCUGAUCUGGGCGAGUAUCAGAUAGGAAUUUGACUCACUGUGUGUGGUCAAGCUUCUGGAUGGGCUCGGGUGGCCCUGGGGCAGGGCAGGUGGCCACGGAAGCGGCAGGAGCUGGUCUGAGGCCCCCCAGUGGUCCAUUCAUGGUGCUCUGUCCCUGGGCCCUUUUGAACUGGGACCACCCUUCUUCUCCAGGCUUGGGAUGUAGGCCAGGACCCUGUGUGGGGAAAGAGCUCGCCCAAGCCCACGAGGGAGAGUCUGCUCAGCCUGGCUGAGCCGUGACCUUAGCAACAGGGGAGCCCUGCCUGCCUCCCUUCCUGCUAAGGGAGGGACCAGAGACAUUCAGCUCUCCUCUCUUACAGAGUUUCUCGGCGGGGCCAGGGACAUCUGGGUGCCCUGCACGUGCCUUGGCUACAGGCAUUUCGAAAUGCCUUUCGGGAUGUUGGAGGCCUUACUUCCUCCUUGCCUCCCUCUGCCUGCUUUGAGAACCACCAAGAGAGCAUCCCCUUCUAGAAAGAGUUUCUAGAACUACCCCCUGGUGAAUCUGGAUAAACAACAAAACAGCCCGAGGAGGCAGUGGGACACACACACGCACGCACACGCCCACACGCGCUCACCCUAUGGUGAGUCCUGCCACCGAGACUGUCUCUGAGCAGAGAGGUCUUAUUUGGGAGGAGGGAAGGCCGGUCGUCUGGAGCACCGAGGCACCUCGGGGCAGUGGGGGAUGGGGGCCUGCAGGCCGAGUGGGGCAGCUUUGCCUGAGCAUGCCGGGCUCGUGGCGCACGGGCAGUGGCAAGUGUGGGCAGCCCUCUCGGUGACAGGAGGUAGGGUGCUGCCAUCCUGCCCUCCCCAGAGCUCCGGAUGGCACAGGACAGUGGGUAGCAGCUCCCUACUGGUCAGGAGACCAGAAAGCCAGGCCGGCCGUGGUUUGGCCCAGCAGUGGCUGAAAGGGGGUUCUUCUCAGGCCAGGUCAGACCACCUGGCUGCAGACUGGACCUGGGGCUGCCUGGGAGCAGCCGGGAUUCCGAGACCUCAGCCUGGAGCCUUCCGAUGCCCAGCACUCCUGCGUGUUAGGUCACUUACUGGUCUGGAAGGGACCCUCUUGACUGACGGGAGCGUGCUCGGGUGACCUGUUCACAGGGAGGUAGAGUUGCCGAAGCCCCUGUGCAUUGCAUCUUGCUGUUGGUAGGAGACGUUGGCAGAAGUUGCACCACGACCGCUGUGUCCCUCCGUGGUCAGGCCCCACGAUCCCUGCCCAGCCAUCCCUGGGGAGUUGGGUGAGGACCCUGAAGGUGGGAGGUGAGGACCCGCGAGUGGCCUCGUGCGUUGCAGCCCAGGAGCUAAGAGCGGGACGGGCUCCUCAGAGGGCGCUGGGUUUAGCAGGGAAAAUACAACAGCCGUACAGAAGCACUAGCCUUGCCCCUCCUUCUGCUUUUCUCGGAAGAUCUCAGUGCUUCCUCACCGACUUUAUUUAAAAAAAAAAAAAAAAAAA
This is a messenger RNA of Lynx canadensis (Canada lynx), 3430 nucleotides long. It is a transcript of the gene HOMER2, whose product is annotated as homer scaffold protein 2. Gene Ontology annotation, molecular function: G protein-coupled glutamate receptor binding. The record is from RefSeq and is a predicted model, not a curated record. Gene Ontology annotation, biological process: regulation of store-operated calcium entry; G protein-coupled glutamate receptor signaling pathway. Gene Ontology annotation, cellular component: postsynaptic density; plasma membrane; dendrite. The coding region runs from base 128 to 1192 and encodes 354 amino acids. Lineage: Eukaryota; Metazoa; Chordata; Mammalia; Carnivora; Felidae. The transcript is spliced from 9 exons.